Cyphellophora attinorum is the source of this 2325-nucleotide messenger RNA. Its product is annotated as Protein transport protein sec23. The record is from RefSeq and is a predicted model, not a curated record. Bases 1 to 2325 code for a protein of 774 amino acids. Gene Ontology annotation, molecular function: zinc ion binding; GTPase activator activity. Gene Ontology annotation, biological process: COPII-coated vesicle cargo loading; COPII-coated vesicle budding; endoplasmic reticulum to Golgi vesicle-mediated transport. NCBI's taxonomy places the organism in Eukaryota, Fungi, Ascomycota, Eurotiomycetes, Chaetothyriales, Cyphellophoraceae. Gene Ontology annotation, cellular component: COPII vesicle coat; endoplasmic reticulum exit site. The transcript is spliced from 2 exons.
AUGGAGCAGGGUCAAUAUGACCAGCUCAAAGACAGCUGGAACGAGGUGGAGGAGCGAGAUGGCGUGCGGAUGUCGUGGAACGUUAUCGCCGGCUCAAAGAUGGAGGCCAACAGACUGGUCGUUCCCAUCAGUGCCCUGAUUACGCCCUUGAAGGAGCUGGGCAAGCCGCUGCUCACAUACGAGCCCGUUGUCUGCAAACCGCCAUGCCGAGCAGUCCUCAAUCCCUUCUCCACCGUUGACGUCCGAGCAAAGAUAUGGAUCUGUCCCUUCUGCUUGCAGCGCAAUGCUCUGCCACGCCACUAUGCCGAUAUCAGCUCCGAGAAUGUGCCCCCAGAGAUGCACAGCAUGAACACCACAGUCGAGUACCAGCUGGCUCGUCCCGCACCCUCUCCGCCAAUCUUCCUCUUCGUUGUUGAUACAUGUCAGGAGGAGGAGUCUCUGCAGGCGCUCAAGGACACCCUGGUCAUGAGUCUGUCUCUACUACCACCCAAUGCCCUGGUCGGUCUCAUCACAUUCGGAACCAACGUCACGGUUCACGAACUCGGCUACGGUGAAUGCCAGAAGGGAUACGUCUUCCGUGGCAGCAAAGAGUACGCCGCCAAGCAGAUACAAGAGAUGCUAGGCCUGGCUGCACCUGGACUUCGACCCAAUCAGCCACCACAACAAGGCCGCCCACCUCCGAUGGGUGCAGCAUCUCGAUUCCUCCUCCCGGUCCAACAAGCCGAAUUUCAGAUCACGAAUGCCAUUGAGCAAAUGCAGAGGGAUCCCUGGCCCGUCGCGAACGACAAGAGAGCACUACGAUGCACAGGUGUUGCCGUCAACGUUGCCGUGGGAUUACUUGAGACGAGUUUCCAGAAUGCUGGUGCCCGCAUCAUGCUCUUUGCCGGCGGCCCUGCCACCGAAGGUCCUGGAAUUGUCGUUGGCGCUGAGCUGCGUGAGCCUAUUCGCUCUCACCAUGAUAUUGACCGAGACAACGUCAAGCACUUCAAGAAAGCGCUCAAGUACUACGACAAUCUAUCGAAGCGAACAGCGCACAAUGGUCACAUCAUCGACAUCUUUGCCGGAUGUCUCGAUCAAGUUGGUCUGCUUGAAAUGAAGGGUCUUGCGAAUAGCACCGGUGGGCAUAUAAUCCUUACCGAUAGUUUCACUUCCUCCCAAUUCAAGCAAUCAUUCAUCAGAGUCUUCGAGAAGGACGACCAAGACAACCUGUUGAUGGGGUUCAAUGCGUCUCUUGAAGUCAUCACGACCAAAGAGCUAAAGAUUACUGGUCUCAUCGGCCACGCGGUGUCGCUCAACAAGAAGUCAAGCUGCGUAGGCGAAACGGAAUGCGGUAUUGGAGGUACGAGCUCCUGGAAAAUGUGUGGCAUCAAUCCCACUUCAAGCUACGGCGUAUACUUCGAGAUUGCCGGCCAAGGCGGACCAGCGCCAGCAGCGCAGGGUCCACAGCGAGGUAUCAUGCAGUUCCUCACAUACUACCAGCAUUCCUCUGGCCAGUUCCAUCUGCGAGUUACCACAGUCGCACGCAAUCUCAGUGGUCCGACCGGCGACCCGGCUUUGGCUCAGUCGUUCGACCAAGAAGCAGCAGCUGUGCUAAUGGCACGAAUUGCCGUCUUCAAGGCCGAGGUUGACGAAGGCCCGGAUGUGCUGAGAUGGGUUGAUCGCAUGCUCAUCCGGCUCUGUACGAGGUUCGCCGACUACAGAAAGGAUGACCCUACUUCGUUCCGGCUUGACAAGAAUUUCACAUUGUACCCUCAAUUUAUGUUUCACCUCCGAAGAUCACAGUUCUUGCAGGUCUUCAACAAUUCCCCAGAUGAGACAGCCUUCUAUCGACAUGUGCUGAAUCACGAAUAUGUUGGCGACUCUCUCAUCAUGAUCCAACCUACACUGGACUCAUAUGCCCUGGAUCAAGAAGGCGGCAUUCCUGUUCUCCUCGACUCUGCAUCGAUACAACCUCAGACUGUUCUCCUUCUCGACACCUUCUUCCAAAUCCUCAUCUUCCACGGUGAGACGAUGGCAGAGUGGCGAAAAGCCGGCUAUCAAGACCAGGAAGGAUACGAGAACUUCAAGACUGUGCUUGACGCGCCCAAAGAAGAUGCGCGCGAGCUCGUGCAAGACCGGUUCCCGCUACCUCGAUUCAUCAUUUGCGAUGCAGGGGGGUCCCAGGCUCGCUUCCUGCUGUCGAAGCUGAAUCCGUCAACGACUCAUGCGAACAGUGGAGGCUAUGGUGGUGUACAGCAGACUGCUCAGACAAUUUUCACAGACGAUGUCUCACUACAGACAUUUAUGGACCAUCUCAUGAAGCUUGCAGUAUCUGGGUCAAGUUAG